Messenger RNA from Callorhinchus milii (elephant shark), 3760 nucleotides. It is a transcript of the gene pold1, whose product is annotated as polymerase (DNA directed), delta 1, catalytic subunit. The transcript is spliced from 27 exons. NCBI's taxonomy places the organism in Eukaryota, Metazoa, Chordata, Chondrichthyes, Chimaeriformes, Callorhinchidae. Gene Ontology annotation, molecular function: 3'-5'-DNA exonuclease activity; DNA binding; DNA-directed DNA polymerase activity. Gene Ontology annotation, biological process: DNA-templated DNA replication; nucleotide-excision repair, DNA gap filling; DNA replication proofreading. Gene Ontology annotation, cellular component: delta DNA polymerase complex. The record is from RefSeq and is a predicted model, not a curated record. Bases 173 to 3505 code for a protein of 1110 amino acids.
GAGGCGCUUUGAGGCGUCUCAACGACCUGAUGCGGCGCUGUACCAAAUGCAAGGAAUCUCCCAUUAUUAUAUUAUCUAUUAAUAAACCCGACUGCGACGAUCGACUGCGACUGCUUUGAGGAUUCGCGGGUGAACCGCACAGUGUGUCCACCGAUGGUCAAUAACGUGCAGGAUGCAAUCUGUUCGGAAGAAAGCUUCGGGGAGCAGCGGGAACCCGUCGCAGGCCAAGCGCUCGAGGGCAGACCCCGAGGAUGAGGGGCCCUCUCACUUUGAGGAGGAGCUGGCUUACCUCGACGAGGUGGAGGCAGAAAUGGCACUGGAAGCCAAAGAGUCGCAGAUGAGCCAUGAUGUGAUUCCAGUCGGGAAGCUCUUUUCCCAGAAGGUUGUGAACCCAAAAUGGCAGCGUCCUGCUCCGCCCAAGAUCAACCCCAAAACUGACAGCUUGACCUUCCAGCAAUUGGAGUUAGAAUAUUACGUGGGGUGUCACAUUACAGGAAUGCCAGGCAACAGGCAGGGACCGGUUCCUAUUAUCCGGAUGUUCGGAAUCACCAUGGAGGGAAACAGCGUCUGCUGUCAUGUGCACGGCUUCACACCUUAUUUCUACAUCCAAGCGCAGGCCGGAUUCAGUACAGAGCAUCUGUGGGACUUUCAGCGAGAACUGAACAACGUAGUGCUGAAGGACAUGAGGUCGAACAAAGACAACCUCAUACAGGCGGUGCUGGCUGUGGACAUCUGUAUGAAAGAGAAUAUGUACAGUUACUGCGGAAACAAGAAGCUGCCUUUCCUGAAGAUCACAAUGGCGCUCCCUCGCCUGGUCGCCCCCGCCAAACGGCUGCUGGAGCUCGGGUUCCACUUCGGCCACUUCCCCAUGCACAACUACCAGUCCUACGAGGCCAACAUCGAGUUCGAGAUCAGGUUCAUGGUAGACAGUGGCGUUGUGGGUUGUAACUGGAUAGAAAUCCCUGCUGGGAAAUAUCACUUGCGGGAAGAGCAGUUGGUUGCAAGCAACACAAAGGACAACUCCAGAAAGGUGUCACUGGCCCAGCUCGAGGUGGAUGUGUCCUGGACUGAAAUGAUCAGCCACCCUGCAGAGGGAGAGUGGCAGAAGAUCCCGCCACUCAGAGUCCUGAGCUUUGACAUCGAAUGUGCUGGCAGGAAGGGUAUAUUCCCGGAGCCUGACAAGGACCCUGUGAUCCAGAUCGCGAACAUGGUGCUGAGACAGGGAGAGAAGGACCCUUUCAUCCGUAAUGUCUUCACCCUCAAGGCUUGUGCCAACAUUGUGGGCUCCCAGGUCAUGUGCUUCGAGCAGGAGAACGAGCUGCUAAAGGCCUGGGCAGAAUUUAUCCGUAUGGUGGAUCCAGAUCUAAUCACUGGCUACAACAUCCAGAAUUUUGACCUGCCCUACCUACUGAACAGGGCUCACGCACUCAAGGUGCUCACGUUUCCUUUCCUGGGCCGCAUUCCCGGCAUUAAAUCCGUGAUCCGGGAUUCUUCCUUCCAAUCCCGUCAGAUGGGACGCCGAGAGAACAAGGUGAUCAACAUCGAGGGCCGGGUGCAGUUCGACCUCCUACAGGUGCUUCUGAGAGACUAUAAGCUGCGGUCGUACACACUGAACGCAGUCAGUUUCCACUUCCUACAGGAGCAGAAGGAGGACGUGCAGCACUCCAUCAUCAGUGACCUACAGAAUGGCAAUGAGCAGACGCGGCGGAGGCUGGCCGUGUACUGCCUGAAGGACGCUUACCUUCCUUUGCGGCUCCUGGAGAAGCUGAUGUGCGUCAUCAACUACAUGGAGAUGGCCAGGGUGACUGGGGUCCCGCUCCCUUACCUUCUCUCUCGGGGACAGCAGAUCAAGGUGGUCUCACAGCUGCUCCGCCAGGCAAUGAAGUAUGACCUGGUGAUGCCGGUGGUGAAAUCAGAGGGAGGAGAGGACUACACAGGAGCCACAGUCAUUGAACCGGUCAAAGGCUAUUACGAUGUUCCAAUCGCGACACUGGAUUUCUCCUCCCUGUACCCCUCCAUCAUGAUGGCUCACAACCUCUGCUACACCACCUUGCUGCAGGCAGCCAGCGUAGAAAAGUACAACCUUUCACCAGACGAGUUCAUUAAAACUCCAACGGGUGACCUGUUUGUCAAAGCUUCGGUCCGGAAGGGGCUUCUGCCUGAAAUCCUGGAAAACCUUCUUUUUGCCAGGAAAAAGGCGAAGACGGAGCUAAAGAACGAGACGGACCCGUUCAAGAAAAAGGUCCUCGACGGGCGUCAGUUGGCGCUGAAAGUGAGCGCCAAUUCCGUCUACGGAUUUACUGGGGCGCAGGUUGGCAAGUUGCCCUGUUUGGAAAUCUCACAGAGCGUGACCGGGUUUGGUCGGCAAAUGAUCGAGAAAACCAAACAACUGGUGGAGUCUCGGUACACCAUCAGUAACGGCUACAAAGCAGACGCCAAGGUUAUUUACGGCGACACAGACUCGGUGAUGUGUAAACUGGGGACGCAGACAGUGGCGGAGAGCAUGUCUCUGGGACGUGAGGUGGCUGAAUGGGUCUCCAGCCAUUUCACAGCUCCCAUCAAACUGGAGUUUGAGAAGGUGUAUUUCCCCUACCUGCUGAUCAACAAGAAGCGAUACGCCGGGCUGUACUUCUCCUCCAACCCAGACACUCACGACAAAAUGGACUGCAAGGGCAUCGAGACCGUGCGCAGGGACAACUGCCCCCUGGUGGCCAACCUGAUCAACACCUGCCUCCAGCAGCUGUUGAUCGACAGGGACCCGGCUGGAGCAGUGGAACACGCCAAAGAUGUCAUCUCAGACUUGCUGUGCAACCGGAUUGACAUUUCACAGCUGGUGAUCACCAAAGAGCUGACUAGAGCUGCGGAGGAUUACGCAGGAAAACAGGCCCACGUGGAGCUCGCUGAGAGAAUGCGGAAGCGAGAUGCGGGCAGUGCCCCCAACCUCGGCGACCGUGUGCCUUACGUCAUCAUCAAAGCGGCCAAAGGUGUGGCAGCGUACAUGAAGUCCGAGGAUCCAAUCUAUGUGCUGGAGAACACCAUCCCAAUCGACACUCAGUAUUACCUGGAGCAGCAACUUGCCAAACCCCUGCUCCGAAUCUUUGAACCCAUCCUGGGGGAUACCAAGGCAGAGUCCGUGCUCCUGAAGGGAGAUCACACUCGCUGCAAGACCGUGCUGACCGCUAAGAUCGGGGGGCUGAUGGCCUUCGCUAAGAAACGCAACACCUGCAUAGGGUGCAAGGCCGUGCUGAAUGACGACGGCCCAGUCUGCAGUUACUGUAAAUCUCAACAGUCCGAACUCUACCAGAAAGAGAUAGCUCACCUGAAGCUAUUGGAGGAGAGGUUCUCGCGCUUGUGGACACAGUGUCAACGAUGCCAGGGCAGCCUGCACGAAGAUGUCCUCUGUACCAGCCGUGACUGCCCCAUAUUCUACAUGAGGAAGAAGGUGCAGAAGGACCUCGAUGACCAAGACCGAGUGUUGAUGCGGUUCGGAGCUCCUACCUGGUAACUGGAAGAUAGGGAAGGAGAGAGGGCGGGAGGGAGGGAAGAAGGAACGAAGUAAGGAGAAAACAGGAACGUCUCCAAAAAAAAAUAAGGAAAAGACGAGCAGGAUUUUUAAAAUUAUUAUUGAGCAAAAAAGAACCACGGAGAUACACCUGCUCGGAGAUUCUGAAGUCCAAUUGACUUGUGUCCGAGCUCGGUUACACAGUGACCAAGAGCAGCCUGUGAAAAGCACAUUCUCUCCUUGCUUCCCCACCCCCAC